GAAGACGUGAAGAUUGAAGAAACAUUCAGAGUCAAACAUGAAGAACAAACAGACCUGAUGGCACUGAAAGAGAAGAGUGAAGUACUGAAUGAAUUGGAAGAGAAAGAUCAUGAUUUCACAAAUGGAGAAAAAUCUUUUACUUGUUUACAAACUGAAAAGACUUCCUCAAGAAAAAGUGCUCAAAAGACAGAAAGAAAACGUUAUUUCACCUGCGAACAGUGUGGAAGAAGUUUCAUUAGAAAAGAAAGCCUUAACAGACACAUGAGAGUUCAUACUGGAGAGAAGCCUCACACUUGCUCUCGGUGUAAAAAGAGUUUUGAUCAACAUGAAAACCUUGAAAUCCAUAUGAGAACUCAUAGAAAGAAACUGUACAUAUGCUCCGAGUGUGGAAAGAGUUUCGGUCAAAAACGUCACUUUAAAGGCCAUAUGAGAAUUCACUCUGAAAAGCAACCCUACACAUGCCCUCAGUGCGGAAAGAGAUUUGAACAUAAAGGACGCUUUGAAGACCACAUAAGAAUUCACACUGGAGAAAAGCCUUUCACCUGCCAACAAUGUGAAAGAAGUUUCAGCCAAAAAGGAAACCUUGACAGGCACAUGAGUGUUCACACUGGAGAAAAACCAUACAACUGCCAACAGUGUGGAAGAAAUUUCAACCGGAAAGAAAACCUUAACUCCCACCUGACCAUUCACACUGGAGAGAGCCUUUUCACCUGCCAACAGUGUGGAAUAAGUUUCACUCAAAAAGAAAGCAUUAACAGACACAUGAGAAUUCACAAUGUAGAACAGCUUUACUCAUGUGAUCAGUGUGGAGAUAGUUUUGAUCAACAUGGAAGCCUUGAAGUCCACAUGAGAACUCAUAGAGAGAAACCCUACACAUGCUCCGAGUGUGGAAAGAGUUUCGGUCAAAAACAACAAUUUGAACACCACAUGAGAAUUCACACUGGAAAACAACCUUACACAUGCCCUCAGUGCGGAAAGAGGUUUAAUCAUAAACAACACUUGGAGGACCACAAAAGGAUUCACACUGGAGAGAAGCCUUUCACCUGCCAACAAUGUGGAAGAAGUUUCAGCCAAAAAGGAAGCCUUAACAGGCACAUAAACCGUCACACUGGAGAGAAGCCGUUUAUAUGUGGUCACUGUGGAAAGAGUUUCAAAAAUAAAACAGCAUUUAAAUACCACAUGAUUUUGCACAUAUGAGAGAACUGUAUUUUUACAUUAUCAGUGUGAGUCAUGUAAAAAUAUCAGAGAGAAGCCUUUGCUGUGCCAUCACUGUGGGUUGAGGUUCACAGAGGCACCCCAAUAUAAUUCAAAAUAGCUAAACAGCAGAUUUGGGUUUGUUUACACCUGGGUUUAAAAUGCGUUUUGGUUGAUAGUGACACAGAGACAGUCUAUUUGUGCUCCUGUCUCUUUUGUCCACUUCUGUCCCCAUUUUGUCAAGGGGAGGGUAAAUGCUUGGGAUCUUUCCCAUCUUGUGAUCAAAUAAAAUGAAUAAAAUAUGUUUGCUCAAUUUGCAUAUAAAUGUAAGUCUUGGGAAAACUACCAAAGAGGGAAAAUAAAAUAAAGAAGAAAAUUUAGUAAGCAGUGCUGGUGAUAGUGAUAGUAAAUCAAUAAAUUGAAAGGGGGAGAAAUUAAAAAUUAUAGUGUGAUUUAAAGAGUGGUAUGGUGUAAAGAGUGUAAUUGCAUUAACAAAUUAGUUUAAACAAUCAAAAUCACGUUUAUUACCAAGUACUGUAAGUAUACCAGAGGUGUAAAAAGUACUCAAAAAUUUUACUCAAGUGAAAGUACAAGUACUCAGUAGUUAUCCUUUUUUAAUUCUUGAGUCCUUUUUUUCUGACAGACAUAGAGAAGAAUGGUUAAAGGGAGAGAACGAAAAAAAUGCAAUGGCACAGGCCAAACAUGUAUAUUUAGUUCAACAACAACAAUUAAAAUGAAACACAGCGGAACACCAAAAAAGAAAGAAAAAAACAGGGAAAGGGAUUAAAAGAAAACUACAUCCUUUCCACCCUCAUGCCAUCCUAUAUGACUUUCAUUUAUCAGAUGAACACAAACUAAGAGUUUUAGAAAAAAUUAUUUGGGGCAUUUAGAGCUUUUCUCUUAACAAAUAUUGAUAAUUAUUAGUGACUAAUUAGAUUAAUUAAUAAGAAAAGCAUGUAAUUAUUAAGAUUAAAAAAAUAUUCACUGACAGUCCAAAUUUCUACUUAAUGUUUCAUAUAAUGACAUAUUAAGUAGAGUAAGAACAUCUAAUUUAGCAUACAAUGUUUAUUUAAACACUUUUUUUGGAGAUUUGUAACAUUUAACCAAAAAAAAAAAAAAUCCCACAAAAAUAUUAAUUGUAUUUAAAUUCUCAUCACUGAUUUUAUUUGCACUCAAUUUUGUGCAUUCAGCUAAUAUAUUACAUAGCUAAUGGCUCUAUCAGAACAGAACAAAUAAUUGGGGGGCGCAUCUUUGCUACCUCAAUAUGCUUCCUCAGAUUUGAUGGUGAACUUUUGAAGCCAGACAUUUACCUAGAGAAAAAUCAUAAUUGAAGUGUGUGUGUUUGAUGCAUGAAAACAAUGAUCAUUAGUUCUCACGUCAGGCUCACACGUUUGAGCUUCUGUUUACCAUAUUUAAUGUGCAUAAGAUAAAAUUAAAAUAUAAUGUACUUUUCAAGAUGAAAUAAAAUUGUAAGGAGUAAAAAGUACU
Molecule: messenger RNA, 2682 nt
Organism: Cyprinus carpio (common carp)
Lineage: Eukaryota; Metazoa; Chordata; Actinopteri; Cypriniformes; Cyprinidae
Cellular component (GO): nucleus
Source: RefSeq, a predicted model, not a curated record